UCGAGUACAUAUAGGCGGUACACUACGCACUCCCGGACUAAGCGGCACUACUUCCGUCAGCUCUUCGUUCUCGGUCCCUCUGAGGCCGGAACCGAGGGAGGGGGAGGGGAAAGCAGCUGGGGGUUGGUUUAGGCGGGCGCUGAUAGGCGGGGGGAACGGUAAUGGGAGAGGGGAAAGGGAAAGGUUAAUCGACUCUGCAAGUCGGUAUUACGGGAACGGAAGUGGGAAUGGGAACGGCAACGGGAGUGGAAGUGGGAGUGGGAGCGGGCCAAGACUGGCAAGAAGAGUCCUCCCACUAGCAGGUGACCGCACGCCUUCCACAAACAAGAACGGGACGUACGCUCCUUCACCCACCAUGUCCAUGUCCUACCCCCACCCCCGGCCCCGGCCCUCCCACUCCCACUCCAACUCCCGCCCGAAACCUGCAAGACAGAGAUCGACUUCCGCCCCUGGAGCACGCGGACCUACCAGCCCUGCCAGCCCGAGCCCUAGCCCCUUCCCAACCAGAAGAGGCUGGGAAGAACAAGGUCCAGAAGACGAGCGCGCCUGGGAAGAAGCUGAAGCGUAUGCAGAGUGUCCAGGUUGGUGCUUGAGCUUGGCAGGCUGGGUGGGUGGGUGUUGUGGGUGCUGUGGGUGUUGCUGGUGCGGGUGCUGCGAGAGGCGAGGGGAUGGGGCAGGGGGAGGGGAGGGUGGGUGAGGAGGAUGUUGGUGUGCUGAGCUGCUGGAGGACAGGUAUGGCGAGAGCCCGUAGGGUGUUGGAGGCGUCAGGCGUCAGGCAUUAGGCGUGAGAAGGGGAGAGGGGUGGGACGGGAGGGGUAGGGUUGGUGAGGUGAUGUGGGUGGGACAGCGAUUUACUGGCCAGCACUAGUGCGUUCCUCCUGAGUGAGGAGUACGCGCACUGUGCAUGCUCAGUUGAGUUGAGUUGAGUUGAGUUGAGUUCAUUUCAGUUCAUUUCAGUUCAUCUUGCGCCUGAAUACUGUAGUGCCUUUCUUGUGCUCGCGAUCCCCUAGGAACCACUCUGGAAC
Molecule: messenger RNA, 1025 nt
Organism: Dacryopinax primogenitus
Lineage: Eukaryota; Fungi; Basidiomycota; Dacrymycetes; Dacrymycetales; Dacrymycetaceae
Exons: 1
Source: RefSeq, a predicted model, not a curated record